This is a messenger RNA of Lytechinus pictus (painted urchin), 7162 nucleotides long. RefSeq names its product tyrosine-protein phosphatase non-receptor type 9-like. The transcript has 6 exons. The record is from RefSeq and is a predicted model, not a curated record. Gene Ontology annotation, biological process: protein dephosphorylation. Lineage: Eukaryota; Metazoa; Echinodermata; Echinoidea; Temnopleuroida; Toxopneustidae. The coding region runs from base 501 to 2228 and encodes 575 amino acids. Gene Ontology annotation, molecular function: protein tyrosine phosphatase activity.
GUGAGCUCUGAGUGAGACCAGCAGGAUGCAAGCUCAUUUUACUGUCUGACCUGUGAAGCAACAAGACCUCUGUGUAGGAUUGCAGUUGGGAAGAUCCAUUGGAAUCGGAAUCAUUCACAUCAUCUCUCUAAUUACCACAGCAGACUCUAGCAUCGAAUAUUGAAAGCUUUGAUGCCCUGUGUCUCAGCUUGUUGCUAUUCUCCUUCAUCCGUCUUGUGUAUUUCACAUUUUGACAUUGUAUUGUAUUAUGCCCAAAUCAACUGACUCCUGUACCUUAAGGAUUGGGAGCUGAUCGGAAUAUCAUUAUCAUAUGAUUCCGUUGGCUGCUUGUUGCCAUUGGUGGACGGCUUAUAUCUGGAUCCUACAUCUGCAUUCAUGAAAGCAUUGACAUUCUCCUGCAUCAUUGACUCGGUAUCAAUGAUCAUGAUUCAUUUAAGGCAAUAGAUUUGAAAACAUUUCGCUUUGGCAUAUGAUAAGAUUUAUAGAGACGUUUACCCGUAAUGCCAUCGAAAGCAAGAAGUGGGCGCAUCAUGAAUGCUCUUUUGAAAAAGCUGUCCUUUGGGACUCGCGUUAGCACUUCAUUGGUGAGUGAUGUCUCUGAGGUAACCCUGGUAAGCGCUGAAAGACUAUGUCGAUACCUCCCUGCCACCUCGCUACCCAAAGACCUCGGUGGAACGGCAGAUGUCAAACACCUAGACUGGCUCAACUCGUGUCUGGACCAAAACAGCGAUAAAAACCGCAACUCACGGGACCUCAGUGAUUCCCUAGUGGAUACUCCAGAGGCCUUGGAGGCCAACCAGAAAGCAGUAGAACUGUACGCCCCAGAGAGGAUCGAUAGGAUUUCAGAUAUAGACUCCCCUUCGGCUGGAUUCUUAGUGGACAUUAGCCAUAGAGGUAGUACGGACAGUCUACAGUCUAGCCAUAGUGGCACACUGUCGGACCCCAUACGUGGCAGCAUUGAGGACAUGAAAACAACUUGUAGUAGCGACAGCGCCAACGGUACAGGUAACGGUCAACUCAUCACGGACUCCAGGGGCAAUGGCUCCUUAAAAGACCACAGGUUUUGCGACAUGGACGAUGAGGAGAAGAUCCAGAAAGACGCUAAGGAAAAACACGAAACGGAAAUUGUCGAGAAGGACGGAGACAGCGACGGGAUCCCGGAGGGUCCGCCGCCCAAACCACCCCGUCCCCGACCCAACGAUUCGCCACCCCCGGUUCCAGAUCGAAAGGAUGUACCUGUGUUCUCUGCUACGGAAUCGGUGCAUCAGCCAACGGAUAGCGGCAUGGACAUAGAGGCCUUGGUAUCCUAUAUCCUCAAUAUGAGGCAAAGUGGUAUUUAUAAGGAGUAUGCAGCUAUCCGAGCCGAACCACCAGCAGGAACAUUCUAUGCAUCAAAACACCGAUUAAACGUGCAUAAGAACCGGUAUGCCGAUGUCCUCUGCUACGACCAUUCCAGAGUUUUUCUACCUGUACUCAAUGGCGAUCCUUACUCAGAUUACCUCAAUGCUAACUACAUGGACGGAUACAAGCAGAAAAAUGCCUUCAUUGCUACACAGGGCUCCUUACCAAAGACUUUCAGUGACUUCUGGCUGAUGAUUUGGGAAAACCAGGUGAGAACGAUCGUCAUGACGACCAGGACGGUGGAAAGAGGGCGGUUGAAGUGCGGUCAGUACUGGCCCCUGGAGGAAGGAACGUCGGGAGACUACGGCAAGAUAUCUGUUGCCAAUUUGGAGGUGGAGACCAGGAGGGAUUACACCAUCACUUUGCUGACAGUUCACAAUAGCUCAACCGGGGAAAGCAGAAGAAUUACCCACUUUCAGUUUACGAGCUGGCCAGACUUUGGGACGCCCCGAUCUGCACUAGCUAUGCUGGAGUUCCGGGAGGAAGUUCGGCAGUACCAGUCAACAUCUGUCAAGGAAAUGGGAGAGAACUGGACUGAACACCCAGGAGGUCCACCCAUAGUGGUCCAUUGCAGUGCUGGUAUCGGCAGGACAGGAACCUUCUGUACGUUGGACAUCAGUUUAGCUCGCCUGGAGGACGUUGGCACCAUCGAUGUCUGCAACACGGUGCGUCUGAUGAGAGCCCAGCGUGCCUACAGCAUCCAGACUCCAGACCAGUAUGAGUUUUGUUACUUUGCUCUGGUGGAGUAUGCACAGCGUGCCGACAAGCUCCCGUCAUCCAUAGACUUCAGUGGGUACGAGGACAGUGAAAGUGACAGUGACGACUAGAAUUCUACUUCGAAGCUUACUACAGUGACCCUUUGUUGGUCACAAAGACUUAUAAAGAUGGAAACAGAUUAAAGUGGAAAGAGUCUUAGAUAUCUCUAGAUAAAGCAAGAAGAGAUGAUCCAUAGAAUCACUGCUAAAGGAUGGAGAGGUUCCAUAAAGUUGAAAUCUUCCCAUGAUUGGAGCUUUCUUAGAGAGUGGCAGCUGCAUUUAUACCUCGUCGUCGCUAACUCCUGAUGAUGGAAUUGGAAUACGGUGGAAUGACACAGUCAGUUUGGCGUAAUGCGUCAUACAGGUAGUUGUGCCUUGUUGUCCCAAAGUUCUGUUGAGAUGUUUCCAAUGGUAGAGGCCCUCUAGGAAUCCUUGAGGCUUGGACCUGAAUAUGACCUUCUGGAACCUAGGCAGAAGCAGAGAUGGGGUACUCAACAGAACUGUCCAAUGGACAGGGAUUUCUACACAAGACUGGAUCUCAGAGAAAGGAUCUUCAAAGGAAUGGACCACACUGGUUCAGCUCUACAUGUCGAGGAUCAUAAGCCUGUUGAUGACUGAAUUCUGUAUUCCCUUAGACUUGGUACAGGGAUUACCCAGUGCCCGUAGACAACGGCCAAGUACAAAGGUCCUGGUCUGGUAAGGAGUACCACCUGAAUGACUCAUGUCUCAUACAACCCAAGGAAACUCUUUUCUAUUUAGAGGUUAGGCCAGCGUAGACUUGAAACGCAACUGUUAACAUUAUUGUCCUUUGGAACAGGGUAAUGGCUUAUGUUAACAAGCGUGUCAUGAACGUUGACAUUCAGAAAGUGAAGAUUUCCGAGUGUUAUUCUUGCAUCCGCUACAUGUUGAAAGUCGAGAAGCAACAAUUCCCCAGAGACCAUGGUGGGGACUUCUAACAAAAUAUAGAGGCUUGUCCCGCCACAAAGUGAAUAAACGUGGGAGUAUAUAGCGAUGUCUGUUCCAAGAAUUGCAAAGCAUAUUAAGCUUUGAAAGACUUUCUGGCCCUCAAUGAAAGACAUGUUUGGUUCCCAAGAGGGAAGCACGUAGUGACCUCAAUGUAGUAUCCAGUAUUUUAGUAAAUUCAGUAUAAAAAUUAUGUCAAAUGAUUAUUUUUUUUCGGGUAUGUGCGAAAGGGUUGAAAAGAUAUUCUGUCAUAAAUAAAAAAGAGAAAAUACUAUAUAUUUUAUAAUUUCUGCCUAUUUAUAUUAACCAUAAGAGGUGGUGUGGUGGUGUACGAGACUGUACGGUAAAAUAAUAGUUCAGGGGGGUGUUUCACAAAGAGCUAAGUCCGACCAAAAGUUAUCUCAUUGAUAAGAAUGUGAAAGCAUUCCAGGAGCUUGUAUUGACUGGCCAAUGCAGAGGUGUAUAAUGUUUCACAUGCAAGAUGAUUUUUAAUCAUACACAAGUCUUUAUGAAACACCCCCCAAAUUGAUUAUGUCUGUUGCAUAUGAUCGUGUAUAUAUUUAUAUAUUUAAGUAUACUAUUUAGUUUCAAAGAUGUAAAUGAUACUGUUGACCAUGUACAUGCUUGUGUUAUUGUCAUCUGUGUUUGGUAUGCCACAUGAGAUCGUUUCUUGAUGGUUGUUGUUGAAGCACAGAUUUGCUCCUAUCAUGAAUAAUUGUGUUGAUUUACAGUCAUUUCGUGGCCAAUUUGGGUUGUAAGGAUCACCUGCUUUUUUCAUCGAGAAUAAAGAUGAAUGGAGAGAUUUUUAGUUCCCCAAUAAAGUUAUUGAUUCUAUAGAGUCUAUGAUUAUUUUGUUUGUCCGAUUCUUGGUAUUCUAGUUAUAAACACAAAGUCUGUCUUGUGAAUCAUUGCUUAAACAUCAAGUCUAUUCCAUAAAAUUGUUGAUUUGAAUAUAUAGAGAAAAAUCAAACUAGCAUAACGCUGAAAAUUUCAUCAAAAUCGGAGGUAAAAUAAGAAAGUUAUGACAUUUUAAAGUUUUGCUUACUUUUUACUAAACAGUGAUAUGCACAACUCAGUGGCAUGCAAAUGACAUUCGAUGAUGUCCGUCACUCACAAUUUCUGUUGUUCUUUAUUGUUUGAAUUAUUCAUUUUUUACAGAUUUGACCCACUUGACUGAACCAUGUAAUAUUAAUCAAUGCCAAUUCAACAUGUUCAACAUGACAAUGAGGAGAAAAUUAAGAAUAUUUCAUAUAAAAAAAUACAAAAGAAAUAUUGAGUGGAUGACGUCAUCGGUCUCCUCAUUUGCAUACUGACCAGGAUGUGCAUAAAACUGCUUUGUGCAAAUCAAAACUUUAAAAUGCCAAAACUUUCUUAUUUUACAUCCGAUUUUCAUGAACUUUUCAGUGUUAUGCUUGUUGGAUUUUUCUCUUUUUAUUCAAAUCAACUUUUUGUUGGGGUGGACCUGUCCUCUCGCAAAUCAAGAUAUUUCUGGUUAUUUUCAUAGGUGGGCGAGACACAAAAUCGCUUUUGCCUUGUGUGUAAUUGUACCAACCUGAGAUUUGGUGUCCCAAUGCUGACAGACCCAGCUGGGUUGAUUGUAAUACCGUACUGGGGCCACAUUGUCUGUGUACAGUAGUCAGCUCUUCUAUUGUGUCUGACCUGGCUGUAUCGAGCUAUGUUUUUCAGUAGUGCACAAGUCAAGGGGGGUAAAGUGCCAAUUCGUCUACUGGCAACUCGUCCUUUCACCACAUGGCCUAUCUUCAUUUAGUCCAAUGCCAAUCUGUCCAUCAACAUUUUGUCUAACAACCAUUUGGUCCAAUAAUCACUUGGUCCAAUCUUCACUUUGUCUAAUCACCAGUUCGUCUCAUAACCACUUGGUCUAAUAUCCAUUUCAUUUUUAUUCAUUUUGCACAAUUAACACUUAGUCCAAUUAGACCAAAUGGUAAAUGGACUAAAUGGCUACUGGACCAAUUGGUCUUUGGACUAACUGGUUAUUAGACAAAAUGGUGAGUGGACGAAUCGGCAAUGAGACCAUGUGGAUAGUGGACGAGCCAAUGGUAGACCAAAUGAUAGAAAACGAGUUGGCGAUUGGACGAAUUGGAAAUAAAUCGUCAAGGGGGGGGGAGUAUUCAAAGAGAUAUGUUUAAUUCAAUUUCAAUUAGCAAUUCAGUAACAUUUAAUAUCUUUUAUUACAACAUACCUACAUUGUGAUCAGUUUAAACCUUUUUUUGCUACUACAAUGAUUAAUAAUAAGAAUACUUGGUUCUUUCAUAGCGAAUCAUGCAUAGCAGAUUGCAUGUCUCUAUGCGCUAAUGAGUGUAAACAUGGACAUCUCAGUUAAAUAGAGAAUUUGAUUUCAAUUCAUUUUUUAUAAGAUAGGGUAGGGUAGGGGGUCUUUGUAAAUGCUGAAAUAUGUGAUGAUAUACCUUAACAAUUCAUAUCGAGUUAUAGAAUGAAGUUGUCAUUCUGUAUUGAAUUUUGCGCAUUCAUUUUGUUGUGUAUAUUUUGUUGCACUAUGCAAAUUGUUUGUAAUAUAGAGGAAAACAGCUAGUUCCUUUCCUAUCUGUAUACGUCCACUGUGGUUCACCUGAAAUCUUUCAUGGACUGGAAGAGCAUGGUCGAUUAUAAGGGAAAUUUAGUAAAAAUGCAGAAAUGGUAGUCUGAAAUUUGCCAUCUUUGUGAUGCGUAUUUGGGGUUGGGUUUUUUUUUUUUGGGGGGGGGCUAUGAUAUAAUUUUAGGUGAACUUGAAAUAUUGAUAAAUAUGUACAAGGAUUUUGAUUUUGCUCAAAAUACAUUGGAUGAAAUUCUGUAUUGAUAUCAUGUUUCUUGUCUUUAAUUGAUUGAUAGAAGCACCAGUCAUGGAAAGAUGUCAUUUUUUGAAGUUGGGGUGAAAUGAAGAGUGAAUUCUAUCAAAUAAAAAGGCGAUUCUCAGGGUCUACUGCUGAUAUUUCCCUUUAAGUGCCAUAUCAACUUGAUUAAAAACGAUUACCAGUUAGGGAUUCUAUUAUUUAUUUUAGUGUGGUCUAGUAGUGGUUAGAGCACUGGACAAACGAUCAUGAGGUUGUGAUUUUGAAUCCCGCUCAGCUGUUAUCUCCACUUUAACCAAAAAGGCCCGAGUAAUCUCUCGUCUAUAAGGUCAGCCACUGUGACUGAUAAACUCGGACUUGAAAUGUUUUACUACGUAAUUGGUUAUCCCAGCUUGGCGUGAAUGCGAUACGUGAGUUCUUCCAAUAGAAACAUCAAUAGGGACUAAUCGCAAUUGCAACGGGGACUGAUUCUACAACUUAGAAGAUCUAUUGUCAAAAGCCCUUCAUGACAAAGCAGCCUCUUUCGAAAAUGGGUGAAUCAAAACAGCAGUGUCGUCGUGGACUCUGGACAAAGGACAUAUUUGCAUUUUUGGGGGUCAGAUCAGAAUCUUAGGACGAUCUGCUGUCCCGGUUCACCAAUUUUCGACAAAAACCUCUAAGCUGUCCAUUGUGAUAUGACGGGCAUUUUCAGUAGAUUUACUAUGUUGUAGAAUCUGUCCCCAUUACAGUUGCGACAACUGGCUCUUAAUCAGCCUACAUCCCCCUUGAAAUCCAAUAAGUAUUAAAAAUAGCAUGAUAUAGAGGCUGCUGUAAGUAUGACAUCCUCAAAGUAUUUCAUUUUAGUUCCAUUAUUCAAAUCUUUUCUUCAAAACGGGGAAUCCUCGCAUGGCUUAACAUUAAUACAGGGGCGGUGAAUAUGAAGUAUCUAACUUGCCAUUAUUAACAGAUUCAUUCAACACUGGAUUAAUAUAUUGUACCUGUUUUGCAUAUUACAUGUGUUAUUUGUUUUCUGCAUAUUUAUGUACGUUUCCAUGGGUAUGGCAAGUGACGUAUACCCGUCACGCUGGGAGGGGUUUAUUUUUUUCUUUUUGUUUUUUGAAAAAUUUAUUUGUGAGAUGGUUAUGUCUGUGUAGCGUAUUUGGACAUUAUUGUUGAAUUUCGUCACAUAUCAAAGUGUUCAAAGAGUCUGAACAAACCCGAUAUGAAUAUUAAAAAAAAAAUUCACUGUCAUUGUAA